UUCAACUUUGCGUUGCACACCUUGAUUAACAAGAUGGCACACCUACUACGGACCAUUGGACUCCUCUUCGUCAUUUAUGCGGUAAUACUUGUUGCACCAUCGUGUGCAAAAAGGAACAGAAAAGGAAGGAAAUCCAAAGAAGGCUAUGUUCCACCUAAAAAAGUCCCUGUUCCACCAACUGUAGUCCAUGUUCCACCCAAAGAAGUCCCUGUUCCACCCAAAAAAGUCCCUGUUCCACCCACAGUAGUCUAUGUUCCACCCAAAGAAGUCCCUGUUCCACCCAAAGUAGUCUAUGUUCCACCCAAAGAAGUCCCUGUUCCACCUAAAGAAGUCUAUGUUCCACCCAAAGGAGGAGACUAUGCUCCAUCGACAGGAGGUGACUAUGCACCGCCUGCAGGAGAUGACUAUGCUCCUCCUAAGGGAGGGGACUACGUCCCUGCGAAAAAAUGCUGUGAAAACGCUGUGUUAACAAAUGGACGAUGUGUUUGUAAACCAAAUUACUACGGUUCCAGCACCCAUCCAUGUGUCCAACCAUGUUGGGAUAAAUGUGGAAUCAACACGCGAUGCGACGUAAACACUUUCAAAUGUUACUGUAAAGACGGAUUCAUCGGUGAUCCAUCCAAAGGAUGUCACGUUCCAUGUCAUGGGAAAUGUGUUGAAAACGCUUCCUGCAACCCAGAUACAGACAAAUGCGAAUGCAACGAAGGACUAGUUGGAGACGGAACCGUUAGAUGUUUCGAGCCAAGUAAAAUCGUGUUUGCAAAAGAGACCUACACCGUGUCAGAAAGUGUGAGCACGCUGACGGUUGAGGUUCUGCGUCAAGGAGGAACAAUUGGCGUCGUUGCUGUGACGUUCAAGGCAACUGAUGGUACCGCUAUACAUGGUGCAGAUUUCUUCAACAGCCACGGUACGAUCGUCUUCGGUGAAGGCGUGUCCACACAAUACAUUACCAUCUACAUUGUUGACGAUUCGAUAUACGAACAAUCCGAGACGUGUGAUUUGACGUUGGUGUCUGUCAGUGUUGGUGGCGAAAUUGGAGAACCGUCAACGACUACGAUCACAAUCACAGAUAACGAUGAUGCCUGCGGAGGAAAGUGUGGACCUCAUUCUCAUUGUGAUGUCCCAAUCCAGCAAUGUCAUUGCGACAAAGGAUAUGUUGAAGAUCCGUACCAUGGAGGUUGCACAUUACCAUGUGGUGGAAGGUGCUGCACCAAUGCAUACUGCAACACAAAAGACAACCGAUGUUAUUGUAAUGAAGGAUACUAUGGAACUCCCACAGUAAACUGUUACCAACCAUGCAAAGGUGCCUGUAAAGCCAAUGCUAUUUGUGGAAAGGACAACAAAUGUUACUGUAAGACCGGGUUUUAUGGAAAUCCAUACGAAGGAUGUUAUCCACCCUGCCGUGGUCUAUGUGGAACCAAUGCUAGAUGCGAUAUCUCGACGCAAACAUGUGUUUGCAAUGGUGGUUUCUUUGGUAACCCACUUGAGCAUUGUGACAAGGCAGCAGUGAUAGGUAUUGCACAGGCGACCUACUCUGUAAAUGAAAAUGCAGGAUUUGUAGUAAUAACAGUGACGCGAACUGGAUCAACUUUCGGAACGAUCUUUGCUUCAUGGAAAACCAGCGACAUUACUGCUACUCACGGAAACGACUAUGGCGGUGGAGAAGGUGUCAUCCGCUUUGUCGAUGGUGAGGAGUCAACGACCAUACGCAUCUUCAUCGUCAAUGAUAAGAUUUAUGAAACGGACGAGACAUUCUCUGUUUCCUUGACCCAUGUGUCAGUUGGUGGUGUGUUGGGAAUCCAUAUCCAGACAGUUGUAACUAUUGUGGAUGAUGACGAACCAUGCGGUGGACCUUGUCCACCAAAUACCCACUGUGACGAAAAAACACAAACAUGUGUUUGCAAUAAGGGCUACAUAUCAGAUCAUUAUGGAGGCUGCCAAUUACCAUGUGGAGGGAGAUGUUGCACCAAUGCUCACUGCGAUUACCAUGACAACACAUGCAAAUGUAACACCGGUUAUAUAGGAAUACCAACAGUGGCGUGUAAUCUGCCAUGUAAAGGCGCCUGCAAGGCCAACGCUUACUGUGCAUCCAACAGAUGUGUAUGUAAGACAGGGUACUACGGAAACCCGUACGAAGGAUGCUAUUUACCGUGCCGCAACCUCUGUAAGGGCAAUGCUGUAUGUGAUCUCUCGACUCACACCUGUCGAUGUAUCCAAGGCUAUUGGGGGGAUCCACUGAAAGGAUGCACAAAACCAGGAUCUUUUGUAUUCGCCCAAACGACAUACACCGUCCAGGAAAACGUCGGAAUCGUCUCUAUUACUGUAAAUAGGGUGGGAUCAAGCUUUGGAGCGGUGAAGGUAACCUGGGCUACCAAGGACGGCAGCGCUGUCCAUGGAAAUGACUUUGUGAACACAGCAGGCGCCAUCUGGUUUGCUAGUGGUGAAGUUUCCAGGACCAUUUCAAUCUUCAUAAUAAGUGACAAUAUAUUCGAAAAGGAGGAAUCUUUCACUGUUUCCCUGACAUCGAUAAGCAUUGGUACACUAACAACAUCUACGGUGGCGACCAUCAUUAUCAAGGAUGACGACCCUUCAUGUGGUGGACCGUGUCCUGCUCAUUCCCACUGCGAUGUAGUGAGCCAGAAAUGCGUGUGUGACCAUGGGUAUCAUUUAGAUGCCAAUUACGGAGGAUGUAUUUUGCCGUGUGGAGGGAGAUGCUGUGCUAACGCCUACUGCGACGCUCAUUACAACCAAUGCAAAUGUAACACAGGUUUUAUUGGAAUCGGAACUAUUGGUUGUUACAAACCAUGCAAAGGUGCCUGUAAACUGAACGCCUACUGCGGAAAGGACAACAGAUGCUGCUGCAAGCCGGGUUUCUAUGGAGACCCGUAUGACGGUUGUACAGAGGCAUGUAAAGGUCUGUGUAAAGAAAACACUCGCUGUGAUAUCCCCACUCAGACCUGUCAGUGCUUACCUGGCUUCUACGGUGACCCUCUGAUGGGAUGCGGAAAACCUGGUCAAUUUGUAUUUGCCAAGUCCAGCUAUUCUGUAACCGAAGGCGCAGGGUCAGUGACGGUGACAGUGAACAGGAUUGGAUCUAGUUCUGGUGGCGUUGCUGUCACGUGGGCUACAACAGAUAUAUCUGCCACGAGUCUCGUUGAUUAUUUUAACACCCAGGGAGUACUAUUUUUCGCCGAUGGCGUCAUAACCAAGACCAUCACCUUUACAAUUUAUGCCGAUAAGGUUUAUGAAGUAGACGAACAAUUCCAGGUUACUUUACUCAGUGUCGUUCCAGCUGGAGGACUUGGAUCAUUAACUAUAACUACUGUCACCAUUAUUAACGAUGAUGCGGCAUGUGGAGGACCAUGUCCCGUGAAUUCUUACUGCGACAAAAUCUCCCAAAAAUGUAUUUGCAAUAAAGGAUACAUUCUUUUCCAUGGAUCAUGUGUCAUUCCAUGUGGUGGAAAAUGCUGCGCCAAUGCUUACUGUAGUCACAAGGACAACCAAUGUCAUUGCAACUCCGGUUACAUCGGAACUCCAACACAAAAAUGUUACAUACCAUGCAAUAAUGCCUGCACAGAUUACGCUUAUUGUGGAAAAGAUAACAAAUGCCAUUGCAAGACGGGAUAUUACGGAAAUCCUUACUCGAAAUGCCAUUUACCUUGCCAUGAUCUGUGUAAGAAGUACUCCAAAUGCGACCUUGUUACCCAGCAGUGUGUGUGCCUUCCAGGAUACUUCGGUAACCCCAAAGAAGAAUGUCAUGGAGCAAGUGUAUUUGUACUUGUCCAGUCCAGCUACGCCGUGUCGGAAAGUAUUACUCAAGUGGUAAUCCAAGUUAAACGGACCGGCUCUAGUUCUGGUAGUGUAAAGGUAACGUGGACUGCAACGGAUCUGACUGCCAUCCACGGCCAAGACUACGCCAACUCAGGGGGUAUAUUAUACUUCAACGAUGGCGAUGUAUUCAAGACUAUUACCAUUCAUAUACUUAACGACGAGAAAUUCGAGGCUGAUGAACAGUUCGCUGUGACGUUAACUCAUGUUACUGCGGGAGGCGUGCUUGGAGUUCUGCGAAAAGCGACGGUCACUAUUGAGAAUGACGACAAACGUUGUGGAGGCAAAUGUGUGUUCAAUGCUCACUGUGACGAAGCAAGCGACAAAUGUAUUUGUAACAAAGGACUUGUGGGAGAUGGAACUGUGAAAUGUGACCUUCCAUGUGGCGGGCAUUGCGGGGCCUACCCACACUCUCACUGUAACUACAAGACUAACAAAUGUGAGUGUGACGACAAGUACCAUGGUGAUCCCUACCACGGAGGAUGUAUAUGCACAAAUGGGGGACAUACCGGUGGCAGUUACGGUGGAGGUAAUACCGGGGGCAGUUAUGGAAGUACUGGCGGAAGCCAUACCGGUGGCAAUUACGGUGGAGGUAAUACCGGUGGCGGUUAUGGAAGUACCGGUGGCAGUUAUGGAAGUACCGGCGGAAGUCAUACCGGUGGCAGUUAUGGAAGUACCGGCGGAAGUCAUACCGGUGGCAGUUAUGGAAGCACCGGCGGAAGUAAUACCGGUGGCAGUUACGGUGGGGGUAAUGCCGGUGGCAAUUAUGGGCCUGCCGGUGGAAGUCAUACCGGUGGUAGCUAUUGAAGUACCGGCGGUGGUUACGGCGGAGGCCAUACCGGUGAAAAUCAUGGAGUUGAUAACAAACCUAGCAGUCAAUAUUGAGAUAUUUUAAAUCAAUCCAUCUUGUCGAAGUAUCAUAUCUGUAAUAAAUACCGAUUGCAAUUAA
Molecule: messenger RNA, 4777 nt
Organism: Mizuhopecten yessoensis (Yesso scallop)
Lineage: Eukaryota; Metazoa; Mollusca; Bivalvia; Pectinida; Pectinidae
Exons: 32
Coding region: 34-4635 (1533 amino acids)
Biological process (GO): metal ion transport; cell communication
Cellular component (GO): membrane
Source: RefSeq, a predicted model, not a curated record